AUGCUGCGCGAAGAGAAACAUGUGCUUCAAGAACGCCUCCGAACUUUCAUGCGCAUGACGGUCGCCAGCUUCGAAUCCAUAGCCCAUGCAUCGGUGCAAGCUGCGCCGCGCAUUUUCGGCGAUCUGGAUGCGGGUCGGCCUGUGCCCGUCAGCUCUGUGGCGCGCAACUUGUGCAAGUAUGAUGGCGGGUGCGAUUUGGAUUUGUUGAGAGAGAUGACGGACUUGUCCGAAGACCAGCAACGAUUUCUUAGUGCUUCUUCAGAAGAGGCCUGGCGGCGACCCGAAAUGCAUCUGGAGGAUUCGACAGGCGGCGCUUCGUCGAUUUUCAGUACUCCGAUUAACUGUCUGCCGGUGGCGCAGACUCCAGGCUAUCGCCUGCAGAGUGUGCUCGCCGCUGAAGCAGACCCGACAGCUGAUGCCGAUGCGUGGCAGUUGGCGUUUUGCCAGGAUCUGCACGAUCUGGCUCCUUCGCUCCUGAAGCACAUGUUCAGCGAGUCGCGCUACAAGUAUUCGGAUUCCUUUGCGACUCGAUGGAAGAUCUGUCGGCAAGCCGCUGCGAUUGGCAGUGCUGCAGAGAUGGAGUUUGGCUCCGCCGGCAAAAUGCGUCCGAUUCAAUUGACUCCUUUCGAAGUGCAGACCUGCUACGGCGGCACCGUCGCGGGCAGGCAUAAUUUGGACGUCCAGGACAUGCGGCGUGCGCUCGAUCCCGCUUUGUGGCUGAGGGCGACUGAAAGACUGCCUCAGAUCGCUGGUCCGGCUAAGCAACUUGGCUACAUGGCCGAGUACGAGUGGAACGGCACAGAGUACGAGUCGCGUUCGCCGUUCUCAGCCGUGUCUGUGUCCUGGGCAUCUCGACGAUGGCUAGCAGCCGGGUUUCGGGAAGAUUGGUUGCAAGCGCAUCGAGGCAGGAAGUCAAGAGAUGAGUCGCGUGACCCGUAUUGGGAAGCCGACACCGCUGGGAACACUUCCUCGUCUAGCUCUUCUUCCUCUUCAGAGGCAGACGGGGAGAACGACCUGGACAAAGCCAUUCGCUGUGGAAUCAGCGAAGCAUUCGCAGAUGGCAUCAACAGCGGCUUUUACGUGAACAGACUCUGGGCGUUAGUAACUGUGCUCCAGGUGAUAGGUGAUAGAAUGCUAGAAUGGAAAGAGGAGAUGGUUGAGAGGUUGAGAUGGAGGAAGAAGAUUGGGGGAUACGACACGAAGCCGAAUCAGGGAUUGGGAGGCGUGCUGGAGGAGCUUCGUCGAGGCAUCGAGCGUUUGGAGCAAGAACGCGAAAAGCGGGAAAUGCUUCGUGCGCGGGAAGUUGAACAAGCGCGGGAUGCCGGGCAGGAGUUGCCUCGCCGGCGCGGCGUGUUGUUUGCGGAGUCCUUGAAGACUUUGAGUCGCUUGAGUUCCUCGUAUCGGAGGUGUCACUGGAAAAGCGGAGCAGAAGUAAUCUUUCCUUUGUUGUACGGGCAUCUGACGUAUGCUUCCCAUCGCACCUGGAAACUGUACACCAAGAAAGCCAUCUUCUUCUGCCUGGAGGCAUGGAGGCGUUGUUAUGGAGACAGCGUGCUGCGUGGCGGUGUUGCUGAUGGCGAAGAAGGAGAACCUGUGAUUUAUUGUCGGGAAGGCUUGGAUGAUUUGCUUCUGCGUGGCUGGCGAAAAGUUGAGCGCAAGGACGAGCUGACGGGCGAAAGCUUUCAGUUGUUCGUUGGAUCCGAAGGUCAGAUAUGCAGCAGUGUGCAUGAGGUGUUCGAGCAGCAUCAAGCAGCUCGACAACUGUGCAAGUUGCCACAGCACAAGCUGACGUUCGUGCAGGCUCUCCUGAAUCAACAUGCUGUCCAGGAGAAUCUAGCAGACCCCGAUGCCGAGGACGAGGGCCUCGAGACGAAUCUGAGGUCUUUGCGGGAGACAGGUGAAGAUGCUCCGGUCAUGGCGGUCGAUUGCUUUCCGCAGACAGCGGGCUAUUUGUCGGUGACCACGUCGAGUUUGGAGGAUUACUUAUUUCGUGGGGAGCAUCCAGUGCUGAAAGACAUGAGCUGGUCCACCUACGGAAUGUGGGUGUACAGGGUGGAGCUUCCUCCCGGAGCUGAGACUUCCAUCAGAGCAGCGGUACCUCGAUUCCAGGAUAUGUACUUCAGCUCGGCUUACAAGUUGUACAAGACGCACUGUCAGCGCAUCAGUUCAGAACCUCGAGUUCCGAUGUUCGAAGGGUUCACCAUGCCUACAUUAACGACUGAUGGCGAACGGAACGCCAUGUACAAACAACUUCAAUGCCGGCCAUUCGCAGUUGCGGCGUCUCCCGCGCCUGGUGCUUCGACGGAAGACCUUGUGAUCGAUGCAUUUACCGUGUUCUCUCAGCCUUGCAAGCCUACGACAACCAAUCGAUCACUGGCAGCUGCCACUGCCUUUACCGAGUCGUACCUGGAAUGGUUUGCAGAAGCGCAGACGGCAGCGGACGAAGGGCGGCUGCGGUUUGCGGAGCGGCAAGAGUACCCGUCUCUGUGGGAGACGGAGGAGAUGCAGGCUGCCAUGCAGGAGAAGUUGGAGCUGGCGCGGGCAGAGGAAGAUGAAGAGGAGCCCGUCGUGUCUCCAGGCGACACUCAGCGGGCGCCGCGAGCUACAGUGGAAAUGUAUUCAUCCAUGCAAGCCCUGGAGCGAGCAGUCAAUCUGGAAAGCUUGGCCCGGGCUCGGCAGGAAAAGCCCAAGAAGAGGCGAGAGCUGGAUCAGUACCUGCAGCAAGACUUCGUGAAGAUAACCACUGCCGGCGAGCUAGAAGAUGCGGAUGUCGACGACGAAGAGGAGCACGAGGAUGCGCAGCUGGAGGGUGCUGCUAGAUGUCCCUCCCAUGUGUUUCAGCCCAUCACCUUUCGGCCGAAUCCGGACGAACAGCGGCGGCUGCUGCAGCUAGGCUAUCAAGCCAGGAAAAACCGAUACACGAGUGAAUUUCUGGAGGAGACUUGGCUCCAGCAGGAUGCUUUCGAGGUGGCACGGGCUGCACCCAAGGAGUUGCACAAACAUAAAGCUCUGUUCACGUCGCUCAGCUGCUUGAAGCCGGAGGAUCGGUCAAAGAAGCUGGAGUCGCUGCGAGAGCAAAAGCCAAACGAAGAGGAGGCGGAGGACGCUGACGACAGCCACUUGAAGCGGUUGCGAGCGUGGCUGCCGCGUCUGCCGCGACCGCGAGACUGUGUGCGAUUCGCGGAUCAGACAGUGUAUGGAAAACCUUCCGAACUGUUGGGGGACAUGAUGCUUGCUCUGCCGGCGAACGAGAAGCUGAAUGAAGAUCAGGAGCUUUUCAUGUGGCGGUUUGGCGACGUUCUGAACAGAGUUUACGAUGAGGAACAGCGCUUUGCGCCGCACAAGUGCGGUGUGUAUCACAUGCUUUUGCUGGGACAAGGCGGUUCCGGCAAAACGCACGUUGUGCAGAAUCUCAUCUUCCCUGUUGUUUUGUUUAUCUGGCCACCAGAAGAUGGCAGCGAGACGCUUCGAGUGGUGGCUGCCAAGAACUCACAGGCUAAGAACAUUUCGACGUCCUCUGUGCGAGCUACGACGGUGCAUGCCGCUGCUUGCACGCGGGUCCAGAACCUGUCCAAUUGCAACCUGGCGGCCGGCUCCAAGGAGAAGGCGUUGCGGACAAUGUGGCAGAGCUGUCGCGUGCUGAUCUUGGAGGAGAUCAGCAUGGUUGCUGCUAUGUUGUACAACAUGCUGGACUAUCGUUCCAUGCUCGGUCGUAGGCUGAGUCAUGAUGUGAACCCGCAGACGUACACUCGGAUUGGUCGUGCUUUUGGUCGCGUUCCGAUAGUUUUGCAUUUGGGAGAUUUCUUACAGCUGCGUCCCACUGCUCAGCUGUCGCUCCUGGACGAUUUGAAGGCGAGAGACGAGGAUGGCCGCUUGCUGCAUUCUGAUGUCCCGCCGGAAGUCCAGCAUGCGCAGCAAGUGUUCGCAAACAUUCAAGACGUGUUCGAGCUGCGGGGCACGAAGCGUUUCAAAGAUGGCGAUCCAUUGAUCGAGCUGUUGCAGUGCAUGCGCGCAGGCCGUCAGUUGUCCGAAGGACUGUGGACGCCUUUCCAGCAGAGGUUCGUGACGGAUGCUGGGCCGGGCAAGCCAGAUGCCAGACUCCAGGACGAAAACUUCCGCUCUGGCUAUUGCAUGUCCAUCUAUUGGGCCUCCUUGUCUCGGAUGCUUUUCCGCCGUGCUAUCCUGGACGCUGCGCGAAGGAGCGUUCCGCUCGUGUUGCUGCAGUGUGCCGACGAGUGCUCCGAGCUGGACAAGGAGGUUGCGUUUCGGUUGCUGAAUCAGCCUAAUCCAAACCGAACCGGUCACAUGCACGGCGUUCUGCCUUGCCAUGUAGGCAUGGAAAUUCGGCUUCUGGAGAAGUUGGAUGGGACGAAGGGGCUGGUGCAGGACACCCAAGCGACGAUCUUUGAUUUCGAGUUUUCUGCAGAAGAUCGUCGUGCGUACAGGCGGACAUCCGGUGGUGAGGUCUUUAGUCCACGUUUCUUGCCAUCGGGUCUCUGGGUCAGCGUGCGCAACUACGAUGGCAACAAAAAUUGGCAGGCCAUGGCGGCCGUUUGUCGUCUGCAUGUAGAAACCGAUGAGGCUGCGGAGGAACUGGCGCGCAGUCUGUGGUUUCUGCCUGCUGUGGAAGUGAAGAUGCAAUUCUCCAGUACGCAGAAGUACGUGAUCAGACGCUGCGGGUUUCAGGUGUCGCACGCCAAGUUCAUCACUAGCACCGCUUCGCAGGGAGUGACACUGCGACAGGGCACCGUCAUCGAUUGUGCGCGACUGCCCGAACUGGAUGAGGAUAACUGGUGGUUGCAUUUGUACGUCAUGUUUUCUCGUGUCACCUGCCUGGAAGACAUGUUGCUGCUGCGUCCUCCGCCGAGAGAAAUGUUGGAACGCGGCCCGCCGAAAGCCAUCUUGGAACGUUUGCGGCGACUGGAAGAACGUGCAGCGGGUUGUCGCACUGGUGCAGUCAAACUGCGAGAAUCCUUUGGCCAGACGCGGAAGCGGAAACGGCUCCCUGCGUGA
Messenger RNA from Symbiodinium sp. CCMP2592, 5013 nucleotides. NCBI's taxonomy places the organism in Eukaryota, Dinophyceae, Suessiales, Symbiodiniaceae. The record is from the annotation of a GenBank genome assembly.